AUGUCAUUAUUGAUGUUCAAUGAUCAUUGCCAAAAUGUCUUGAAAUUAAUAGGAAAUCGCGUUGUCUCAUUACGUCUAAUAUUAACCAAUACUAUUGGUGGAUGGUCACUCAUUUCAUCUUCUCUUCGGUAUCAUCAGACAACAUUACUUCAACGUCUACAUCUGAUCGAUAUUCAACCACAUGAAUUUGAUAAAUUACUGCGUAAUCAUUUAAUAAAACAAUUACAUACGUUAUUGGUUGAUGUGGCACCAUCUAAUCCGUUCAACUCUAUUCAAGUUGAAGGAGUUUAUCUAGUUAAAGUGUGUUUACAACUGCCUCUUCUAAGAAUUUGUCGACUUCCAUUUAAUCAUGAUAAUGGGAAUGUCAAUCAAAUAAAAAACUAUUCAUUAGGGUAUCAAAUGAUUUUAUCAAAUUUAUUGAAUGCAAAUGAUCUUCGUACAUUGACUAUUGGUAUACACACAUCACGCUUUCUCGAACGUUUACUAUUAUGUAUACCAUUUAUUGAGAAUCUUUCUGUUGGCAUACAAGAUCAAUAUAUUAAUGAAAAUGAUGCACAUGAGAUAAUCUCCAUGCCUGCUACAAUUGAUGCUCAUCUUCUUCGAUAUCUAUCUCGUUUAUUUAUACAUUGUGUGAAUAGAAUAAGUUUUCAUCAAACUAUUGCGCUUCUAUCAUCUGUGUUUAGUCAACUUUGUCAUUUGUCAUUAAAAUUAGAAGCAUUUACAUUAAUUUCUGGUCCAUUAAUUAUAUCAGGUGAUAUUAUUCAACAAUUAUGUAUUGAUCAUCUCAAAUCAAUGGCAACCUAUAAUCUAAAUCUAUUACUAUAUGUUAAGGACGACUUGGAAGAAAAAAUAAUUUUCAAUUCAUUUUUGAAAGUUCCAUUUACUCAUCAACAACGACCGAGAGUAGUUAUUCAAGAACGUGAUAAUUUUGAUCUAGGUGAUAUGUAUCAUCGUUUUAUAGUAUAUACUUUACCAUAUAAUGACACAAUCCUUUCAUCAUACAUGUUUUCUAGAGAUCUUGAAAAAUCUUGUCAAAUAUCGGUUAAUGCAAUAGAUUUAUUUUCACGUGUUAAUGAGUUAGUUCUGAGUGGUUAUAAGAAGACCAAUCGUCUUUCAGAUCUUGGUAAUUGUAGAAGUUCUAUAUCAUCAUUAGUUCCGUGGUCAUUAUUAACAAAAAUUUCAGUCGAUGGUGGUGAUGUUAUCAGUUCAGUUAGAUUAGAGUCAAUAUUACGUUUGGCUUAUAAUGUACAUACACUACAAAUAUAUGAUGAUGGAGGAAUCUUACCUCGUGCGAUAUUAUUUAAUACUGAUAAUUUUGGAACUCGUGUCUAUUAUCAAGUAAGAGUUUCUAUUUUAAAAGAAACAUCUUAA
This is a messenger RNA of Rotaria sp. Silwood1, 1371 nucleotides long. The record is from the annotation of a GenBank genome assembly. NCBI's taxonomy places the organism in Eukaryota, Metazoa, Rotifera, Eurotatoria, Philodinida, Philodinidae.